Molecule: messenger RNA, 3927 nt
Organism: Jaculus jaculus (lesser Egyptian jerboa)
Lineage: Eukaryota; Metazoa; Chordata; Mammalia; Rodentia; Dipodidae
Gene: Ranbp6
Product: RAN binding protein 6
Exons: 1
Coding region: 14-3331 (1105 amino acids)
Biological process (GO): protein import into nucleus
Cellular component (GO): nucleus; cytoplasm
Molecular function (GO): protein binding; nuclear import signal receptor activity
Source: RefSeq, a predicted model, not a curated record
UUGACAGGGCGCGAUGGCGGCCGCCGGCGGUGCGGGAGCGCCGGCCAGCGUGUCGGAGAAGCAGGAGUUUUACCAGCUUCUCAAGAACCUCAUCAACCCGAGCUGCAUGGUGCGGAGGCAGGCGGAGGAGGUCUACGAGAACAUCCCGGGUCUGAGUAAAACCACGUUCCUCCUGGACGCUGUCAGGAAUCGGAGAGCCGGCUAUGAGGUGAGACAAAUGGCUGCCGCGCUGCUACGACGGCUUUUGUCCUCCGGGUUUGAGGAGGUCUAUCCAAAUCUUCCCGCUGAGGUCCAGAGGGAUGUCAAGAUUGAGCUGAUACUGGCCGUUAAGUUAGAAACGCAUGCUAGCAUGAGGAAAAAGCUGUGCGAUAUUUUUGCGGUGCUGGCCAGGAAUUUGAUAGACGAGGAUGGCACCAACCAUUGGCCAGAAGGUCUCAAGUUCCUGAUUGAUUCCAUUUACUCUAAAAAUGUGGUACUGUGGGAAGUGGCACUUCAUGUCUUCUGGCACUUUCCUGGGAUUUUUGGGAACCAAGACCGCGGCGACUUGGAUAUCAUCAAAAGGUUGUUGGACCAGUGUAUACAGGAUCAAGAACAUCCAGCAAUUCGGACAUUAUCUGCUAGAGCUGCAGCUGCGUUUGUGCUCGCUAACGAAAAUAAUAUCGCUCUUUUCAAAGACUUUGCCGACUUGCUUCCCGGCAUCUUACAGGCUGUGAAUGAUUCAUGCUACCAGGAUGAUGAUUCCGUGCUAGAAUCCCUUGUGGAGAUUGCAGAUACUGUGCCGAAGUACUUGGGUCCUCAUUUAGAAGAUACCCUACAGCUGAGCCUGAAGUUAUGCGGAGACUCCAGACUUAGUAAUCUGCAACGCCAGCUGGCUCUGGAAGUCAUCGUGACUUUAUCUGAGACCGCAACGCCAAUGUUGAAAAAACAUACAAAUAUUAUUGCACAGGCCAUCCCUCAUAUAUUGGCAAUGAUGGUUGAUCUACAAGAUGACGAGGACUGGGUAAACGCUGAUGAAAUGGAAGAAGACGACUUUGAUAGUAAUGCUGUUGCUGCUGAGAGUGCGCUAGACAGACUGGCUUGUGGGCUUGGUGGGAAAGUAGUUUUACCGAUGACCAAGGAGCACAUCAUGCACUUGCUUCAGAGCCCUGACUGGAAAUGUCGACAUGGUGGACUCAUGGCCUUAUCUGCCAUUGGAGAAGGUUGCCAUCAGCAAAUGGAACCAAUUCUAGAUGAAACAGUCAACUCUGUUUUGCUUUUUCUUCAGGAUCCUCAUCCAAGGGUGAGGGCAGCUGCCUGUACUACACUUGGACAAAUGGCCACAGAUUUUGCACCUAGUUUCCAAAAGAAAUUCCAUGAAACGGUGAUUACAGCUUUGUUGCGCACCAUGGAAAAUCAAGGUAAUCAACGUGUACAAUCUCAUGCAGCUUCUGCUCUUGUUAUUUUUAUUGAAGACUGCCCCAAGUCAUUGCUAAUUCUGUAUUUGGAUAAUAUGGUUAAAAGUCUACAUUCCAUCUUGGUAAUUAAACUUCAGGAACUGAUUCGGAAUGGGACUAAAUUGGCCUUGGAACAGCUUGUGACAACCAUUGCCUCAGUUGCAGAUAGAAUAGAAGAAAGUUUUGUUCCAUAUUAUGAUAUAUUUAUGCCCUCCUUAACGCACAUUGUUGAGCUUGCUGUUCAAAAGGAACUCAAGCUUCUGAAAGGAAAAACGAUUGAAUGCAUUAGCCAUGUUGGUCUUGCUGUUGGGAAGGAAAAAUUCCUGCAAGAUGCAUCCAAUGUGAUGCAGUUAUUGUUGAAGACACAGUCAGACUUAAAUAAUAUGGAAGAUGAUGACCCUCAGACCUCUUACAUGGUUUCAGCAUGGGCUAGAAUGUGUAAAAUUCUUGGAAAAGACUUUCAGCAGUAUCUUCCACUGGUCAUAGAGCCUCUAAUAAAGACUGCUUCAGCUAAACCUGAUGUUGCUCUGUUAGACACACAAGAUGUGGAGAACAUGAGUGAUGAUGAUGGUUGGCAGUUUGUAAAUCUUGGAGACCAGCAAAGCUUUGGAAUUAAAACUUCAGGACUUGAGGCAAAAGCAACUGCUUGCCAGAUGUUGGUUUACUAUGCCAAAGAGUUAAGAGAAGGAUUUGUGGACUAUACAGAGCAUGUUGUGAAGCUGAUGGUUCCUUUGCUAAAAUUUUAUUUUCACGACAAUGUUCGGGUGGCAGCUGCAGAGGCCAUGCCCUUUCUCUUGGAAUGUGCAAAAAUGUGUGGCCCAGAGUAUCUUUCACAGAUGUGGCAGUUCAUAUGUGAUCCGCUAAUCAAGGCUAUUGGGACUGAACCUGAUAUAGAUGUGCUCUCAGAAAUAAUGAAUUCUUUUGCAAAGUCCAUUGAGGUAAUGGGUGAUGGUUGCCUUAAUGAUGAACACUUGGAAGAACUGGGAGGAAUUUUGAAGGCAAAACUUGAAGGGCACUUUAAAAACCAAGAGUUACGGCAGGUUAAGAGACAAGAAGAAAAUUAUGACCAACAGGUUGAGAUGUCUCUGCAAGAUGAGGAUGAAUGUGAUGUGUAUAUUUUGACCAAAGUAUCAGAUAUAUUGCACUCAUUAUUUAGUACUUACAAGGAAAAGAUUUUGCCAUGGUUUGAACAGCUGCUUCCAUUAAUUGUAAAUCUAAUUUGCUCAAGUAGGCCCUGGCCAGACAGACAGUGGGGAUUGUGCAUAUUUGAUGAUAUCAUAGAGCACUGCAGUCCAACCUCAUUUAAGUAUGUUGAAUAUUUCCGGUGGCCAAUGCUACUCAAUAUGCGAGAUAACAACCCUGAAGUCAGGCAAGCUGCUGCUUAUGGCCUGGGGGUUAUGGCACAGUUUGGUGGGGAUGAUUAUCGUUCUCUUUGUUCAGAAGCUGUUCCACUGCUGGUAAAAGUUAUUAAGUGUGCAAACUCCAAAACCAAAAAAAAUGUCAUUGCUACAGAGAACUGCAUCUCAGCAAUAGGAAAGAUUUUAAAGUUUAAGCCUAACUGUGUAAAUGUAGAUGAAGUUCUUCCACACUGGUUAUCGUGGCUUCCACUGCAUGAAGAUAAAGAGGAAGCUAUUCAGACUUUGAGUUUUCUCUGUGACUUAAUUGAAAGUAACCACCCAGUUGUAAUUGGUCCAGAUAAUUCCAAUCUCCCCAAAAUAAUCAGUAUAAUUGCGGAAGGGAAAGUUAAUGAGACUAUUAACUAUGAAGAUCCUUGUGCCAAACGCCUAGCUAAUGUUGUUCGCCAGGUACAGACUUCUGAAGAGUUAUGGUUGGAAUGCAUAGCCCAACUAGAUGAUGAACAGCAGGAAGCCUUACAGGAGUUGCUAAAUUUUGCUUGAAGCACUUUAAUGGCAUUUCAAAAUCAUCUACCAUAGUAACUACAAAAAUGGUGUGAGUGGAUAAAUGAAAGAACUCUUCUCCCUCUGCUAAGCAGCUUUCUUCCCCAUGUUUCUUCAGGUUUAGUCAGUGUUAUAGCCUACUGUUUACUUUGCAUGUUAUAGCUAUUAAGUAUAAACUGUGGUUGUAACUUGUGCUUCCAGUUGUCUUAGAGUAUCCUCACCUUUACCCUGUUUGGUGUGAAAUAUAUAAAUUGUUCUAUUUGUUUCAAUUGUUGAUGCUGGGUAAACAGUAUUCUAGUGUCAAGGUGUCAUGUGAAAACAAGUUGCUAAGAACUGACAAAGAUAGGAGAACUUCCAGGGCAAACAUCUUUGGAACUGAGGCUGAAGGAUAUAGUGGCAGGCUUGUUCUCCUUUGAUAAUACUCUUGGUGGUUAUGGUAAAUGAAGGAUGCUGGAACUGAGUUUCAAGAUAUUGCAGUGGUGUGGGAGUUUAUAAUAUAUACGAGUUUUUCAGAGAGCUGGUUGGGAAUACCUAUAUUCCAGUCCCCAAAGUGUCUAGAAUUAUGAAAAGUUGUGUUUUUGUUUUUGUUUUUUUUU